This is a messenger RNA of Parastagonospora nodorum SN15, 327 nucleotides long. RefSeq lists its product as hypothetical. Bases 1 to 327 code for a protein of 108 amino acids. The transcript has 3 exons. Lineage: Eukaryota; Fungi; Ascomycota; Dothideomycetes; Pleosporales; Phaeosphaeriaceae. The record is from RefSeq and is a predicted model, not a curated record.
AUGUCAAACGUAGCCCCAACCAGUGGCAUAUCAGAGGGAUGGACCGAUAUCGUCACGACUUGCUCAACCUACGUUGCUCAAAUCCAAGACAGGCAGCCCAUUACAGAUGGCGCGGACAGCGAAUCUAUCAACAAGGCGUACACGGAGUUCGUUCGUGUCCAUCAAGUCGCGCUCAACAUAUUGAUCGCAAAGUGCCCACGGGCCAAUCUUUUCAACAUUGUCCCUUUCAUCGUCCAGCCCGUUGCCGCUGUGCUGCGCAAAGUCGAGGACGCCAUUGACAUAAGUGAUCGUCUGCGCACAGGAAUGACAUCAAAUUCAACGAACUGA